Molecule: messenger RNA, 1659 nt
Organism: Trichogramma pretiosum
Lineage: Eukaryota; Metazoa; Arthropoda; Insecta; Hymenoptera; Trichogrammatidae
Exons: 9
Coding region: 186-1514 (442 amino acids)
Source: RefSeq, a predicted model, not a curated record
UGUUGUUUAUGAAUCAUGGCGAGCGAAUUGCUCAGUCAGCUUCGAGUGACCGCUCGCGAAAGGUGUUGAAAUACAAAAAAUAAAAUCGUUCUUCCUCUGUCACGUCGAUGUUUUAAGCUCCGAUCAGAUAUAUAUACUCCGCGAAGCACAAGGCCGAUGCGUAGUGCAAAUAGGAAACGACUGCUAUGACUACGACGACGAUCACGUUGGCGCGCGUUCCUUUGGCGAUCGCCACCGCCACUGUUCUGCUCCUCUUGAAUCUGUCCACGCCGCUAUCUGCCGAAUGGAUAGAUUGUAUCUCGCCGUCUGACGCUACUUGGAUCGUACAGUCGGACGACGUCGGUCGCGAUCAGCAGCAGCUCGCCGUUCGCGAUGCCGACGUAAAGAUCGCCUACGAGAGAGACCAGCUGGCCGUCUACGAGUAUGUGGGCCACGAUCUCGUCAAUGUGCUCUUGAACGAUACGCUCGUCUACUUUCAAGGUUCCAUAGUAAAUACGGCCGACGACAGCCAAGACAUGAGUUCCAAGGCCAAAACGACCAAGAUGUUCAAGUCGAACUUGGCCGGCACCGCGAGAUUAUCCCAAAGCGGGCCGAAUCUGACCGACUGCAAGUGGUAUUUUUCGAGGAAUCCAAAGAACGCUGAUCAAAAUGUGCCGGAAAACGUGGAAGUAUCGAUACUGCGAGAAGCAGCCUCGUGCGCCAAAGCGAAAUUAUGCAAGCGAAUCGGAUCGAUCAAUUUUCAAGACACCGUGAGAGCGAUCAAGCACCCCUUUCAAUUCGGCUCGAUCUCGGUGCUCACGAAAAUGGUCAACAAGACGAUCGACGACAAAGCUCUGAGGCAAGAGGUCAAAACUCUGCUGCGCCAGCUCAAUCCCGAGGAUUUGAACUCGCGCGACAUGACGUCAAAUCUACAGAUGACGAUCAAUCGAUUGGUUGAUCUAGCGGUGCUCGAGAUCGUGAAAAAACUGCGCAAAGAAAAUAUGGAGCAGAUCAACAUACCCGAUUUACAGCAGAACUUCACCACCGGCUCGUCGUGGUGGACGACCACCGGCGAUUUUAUUGCUCAACGUGGAACAUUCGAAGAUCUCACUACGCUUUCAAGGACAGGAGACGCGAAGUUGUCGCACGACGGGUUCAAAUUCAUAGCCUCGGGCAGUUUUGGCCUAUCCACCGCCAACAUGGCUUAUAAAAAAUACAAGCUUCGUUACGGCAUCAUCAAAGUCAACGGUAAAUUGUCAGCGGACGUUGAAGAUGCAGCCAUAACAGCGACAGCGAGCGUCGAUUACAAUCAAAAGCCAUGCCGCGUUCAACUCAGCGAUCUUCGAGUCAGUAACGUUGGUAAAGUUAAAGUAAAGCUCACAGGCUUGGGGCCUCUCAAUAAAUUAUUGUCUAAACUUGUCUCAUGGAUUACCAAGAAAUGGACCAGUGAAAUAGUGAGCCUAGUUGAAGAUAAACUGCGAAUUAUCGUUGCAGAGCAUCUAAAUAAUUUUGAUUGCGAAAGAUUCAGAUUAUAAUGAGACUGAGCUUGUGUUGAGUAAACAGAAGCCAUGAACAUUUUUUAAAAUUAUUCCAGGAGAUUAUUAAGCAUUUUGCCACAAUUAGUUUAAUACUUAGUUUCUAAAAAUAAUUUGUAUGAAUUAUAUUUACAUAAUAGUGUUA